Molecule: messenger RNA, 1380 nt
Organism: Arabidopsis thaliana (thale cress)
Lineage: Eukaryota; Viridiplantae; Streptophyta; Magnoliopsida; Brassicales; Brassicaceae
Exons: 2
Source: RefSeq, marked reviewed
AAAAACGAAGAGAGACCUUGGACUCGCGUAACGGCAACAAAUCUCUCUCUUUCUCUUUCACUCUUCCAUCGAUAUCUGUGCGCUUUCGCUUUCUCCAUCUUAUUAAGCUCUCUAAAUCUCUCUCUCUCUUAGGGUUUAAGAGACUAUCUUCUAGUUGUCGAUACCAGAUCUCUCUGUACAGUUUCGCCCAUGGCUUCACUUCUUCCAAGCUCCUAUAGAUUCCUUGGAAAUGGUCAUCAUAGAGUUGAGAUGUUGCCAAGAACUGAUUCAAGGAUAUUCACCUGGUUGGAACCGGUGAGUUGAGAUGUAUUGUUGUUAUGCCCCAGGUUGGGUUAGGGGAAUGAAGCCAUUGGUCCGUGCUUGUAGGAUAGAUGUAUAAAAAAAGUUUGAUGUCUAUCUUCUCUUCCGUUUGGAAAUUAUUUGGGUUCUUGAACUAUAAUCAUUUCUGAUUCUAAUUCAAAGUUUUUUCGAUAGAUUUAUUGAAUCAUACACAUCAAUCUUAUUAUUAAGUUUCUGCACUACAAAGAAUUUUACUCUGCAUUCAUCAUACAUCCUGAGAGAGUCAGAGUAGGGUCUUAGUGUUAGAAAUCACGACAAUGAGAUAUCCUACAACAACCACAUAAUCAAAUUGAAAGCUAUACAUGUGAUCUCGCGUUGUUUUGACAUAUGAGUCAUGGAAGGAAUGCGCUUGUGCUGUCUCUAGGUGGAUCAUGACCUUGUGAGACUUCUUGUGAAUGAGCCUUACCUGGGCAAAGCCAAGACGAUGGGAAUACCUUCUUUCUUGAUUCAGGAUUUGACGCCUUCCUUUCACCGACGGCACCCGAGAAACUCCUGAGUUCGUUAAGCCGCUUCAUCUUCUCCUUGUUCUGUUUCUUCUUUUGGAAGAAGAGGAAGAAUGAAGCCAACACUUUGGUCCCUUGCUUCCCAGAUGAUGAUGAUGAUGAUGAAGAAGAAGCUUUCCGAAGUUUCAAAUGCCGGUAAUGGUGUCUGGGACAGCUCCUGGUGAUUCUGAUCAGGAGGUUCUUACAACGCCGCAUAAUCUUCUGAUUAAAUGUAACUAGUGAUGCAGUGGCUCUCAUCUCGUGUUAUUAAAACCGAAAGCAAGUUCUGAGAGAAAAAUUAGAGAGACAAAAACAGGAUCUGUGUUGCUCUGUGCCUUAGGUGGGUUCUCUUUUGUAGCCAUAAUGUUGAAAAUUUGGUAGGUGGGUUUCACGUUUUUCUCUCUUAACAUAAGUUUGUGGUAAGCCAUGAUUGUGCUCUUCCCUCUACUAGUCUAUACUGACAAAGUCCUCUUACUAAAAGUGUUCUUAAACUAAAAUUUGAAAGGUCACACAAAAAGGGAUAUUCUGUUUUUAGUAAUACAAAAGGGCAAAUUUCAAA